AUGUCUCGAAGUCGCGAGAGACACGAGAGUGGAUCUUCUCGAGGGCAUGUGCGUUCGCAAUCUUCAUUCAGACUCUCAUUGAACGCGGGGAUGGAGCUGGUUGCCUCGGUGUUCCAUCGCUUGAAUGGGCAGCCAGCGAGCUAUGAUAAGAAAUCUCAAUACAAAAUGGGUCGUACACUAGGUGCGGGUACCUACGGGAUAGUACGAGAGGCAGAAUCCCCAUCCGGGAAGGUCGCUGUAAAAAUUAUUUUGAAGAAGAGCGUAAAGGGGAACGAGGAAAUGGUGCAGGAUGAAUUGAAGUUAUUGAAGCGUUUGGAUCACCCAAAUAUUGUCUCUUUCAAGGAUACAUUUGAAUCAAGGGACAAAUACUAUAUCGUCACACAGCUCGCAACCGGCGGUGAACUCUUCGAUCGCAUUUGUGAAAAAGGAAAGUUCACCGAGAAAGAUGCCACCGUAGUUGUUCUCUCUAUCCUCACCGCCGUAAACUACCUCCAUUCCAACAACAUCGUACACCGUGACCUCAAGCCCGAGAAUCUUCUCUACCUUACCCCAUCUCCGGACUCUUCCUUAGUGCUUGCCGACUUCGGGAUUGCAAAAAUGCUCGAUACCGAUACAACUGUUCUCACAUCUAUGGCGGGCUCGUUUGGAUACGCUGCACCAGAGGUAAUGAUGAAGAAGGGCCACGGUAAGGCGGUAGACCUGUGGAGUUUAGGUGUCAUCACAUAUACUCUGUUGUGCGGGUAUUCGCCUUUUAGGAGUGAGAAUAUGGAGGAGCUAGUAGAGGAGUGUAACAAGGGAAGAAUUAUAUUUCAUGAGAGAUACUGGAAGGGAGUUAGUAAAGAUGCAAAACUGUUCAUUGGAUCCUUACUUCAGACGAAUCCGGACGAUAGACCUUCUAGUGCUGAGGCGUUGAAACACACAUGGCUUAAGGGUGAGACUGCGUCUGACAAAGAUAUCCUCCCUGAGAUCAAAUCCUAUAUGGCCAAAGCACGUCUCCGCCGCGGCGUUGAAAUGGUAAAAUUGGCAAACCGUAUCGAGGCUCUGAAGCUUCGUGAAGACGAUCAGGAAGCUGGCGAGACGAGCGAUAUACCAUCCAGUACUGCGCAGGCAGCAUGUGAAGGGAUCACCUCGGCUACUGCGAGAGUACCGCCGCCGCAAGAGGAGGAGGAGGAGUUAAAAGGUGCGAGAAGGCUGUCACGAGCGGCGAGAACCGCGAUAUUUAGGGAAGUUGUGUUGGCAAAGGUGAGGGAAAUGAAGGCGGAGGAGGAGAUAAAGGCUGUUGAAGAGGGGAAGGCGGGAGCAAGUAAAUAA
Messenger RNA from Morchella importuna, 1311 nucleotides. RefSeq lists its product as uncharacterized. The record is from RefSeq and is a predicted model, not a curated record. The coding region runs from base 1 to 1311 and encodes 436 amino acids. NCBI's taxonomy places the organism in Eukaryota, Fungi, Ascomycota, Pezizomycetes, Pezizales, Morchellaceae. Gene Ontology annotation, biological process: protein phosphorylation; cellular response to oxidative stress. Gene Ontology annotation, molecular function: calcium/calmodulin-dependent protein kinase activity; ATP binding. The transcript is spliced from 5 exons.